UGGUCCGAGCCUGCAGUGGUAAAACUCCCGGGCGCUUUCGGAUGACGUCAAGACUCUGGCGCAGCCGCACGUGGUAGAGUCGGAAAGCCGGAGCUUCAGAGCCGGUGUUUUUGGACGUUGGGUGCAAGAAGCUAAAGUCGCAGGCCAAGCAGAGGAGGAGAGCGACGUAGGCAAUGGGCAAGAACAAGGCAAAAGGGCAGAAGCAAAUAAAUGUAUUCCAUGUGGCCAACAAGAAAAUUGCAAAAGCUAAAAGUAAAGCAAAGCCAGUAACAACAAGUCUAAAAAAGAUCAAUAUUGUGAAUGAUGAAAAGGUUAACAUGGUAAAUAAGAUAUUUACAGAAGUACAAAAAGAAGUUAAGCAAUUGUCCAAAGCCAUUUUGUCAGACCCUCCAAAGAGGCAUCAGAUUUCAAAGACCCUGGACUGUGAACCAGCCAAUGUGGAUGCUGCGGCUAACUUGUUGUCUCAAUUGUAGUGCCAAAACCAGUGUGUCUGCAAUCAAUAUCACAUCUCCCGGUACAAAGUGGAAGGGAUAGCCUAUACAGCACUGGAAAUCCGCUUGUACAAUUUGGAAAAAACAGAUUUUUUUAUGGUAGAAUCGAGAUGUGUACAACAUGAGAUGUGGUAGUCUUCAGGCAACAGCAGAUAUUUUCUACGGAUUCUUUAAGAACAAGAACAUUCCCACUGGUAUAGGGCUGUGUGUAUAUAAAGGGGGCCUCGUCAUUUUUUCAAACAGACAAAAAUUGUGAGACUUUUUACAAACCAGUAACAUCAAAUGUACCAUUAAAACAAUUAAGCCUAUAAAUCACAAUAUAAUAUCAGCUUUACUAUCCUCUCUUAGUUUGUUAAAGGCAUGUAAGGAGGUUAUAAAAAAGCAGUUGUUGAAUUUGUUUGCAUCAUCCAGGAUAAAUAUAUGACAUUCUCAGUCAGGAUUCUACUAAGGAGGGGUGACAUAAUAGCAGGGAUAUCAGAAAUGCCACAUACCCCUUUUCACAUUUCUAGCUGCAGGAAAAUUGUGCUUGGAGGAAAACUUAUGCAACCAUUUAGAUUAAUACAUCUUACUGGGGGCAGUACUAAUUUGGUGGUGCAAAGCCCCCACAUUCUUACUUAUGGGCAAAUCCAAAAGGAAAAAAAUGUAAUGGUAUGGGGGUGGGGGAGAAUCAUAUUUGGUUAAAGCUUUGGCCUAGACAUGAUGCUAGUACAGUCUCCUUGUACAUGAUUUGUAAUAGCCCAAGUUUUAUUUGGGGAUGUAAUUCACACAUCAUUGGCAAUGUAUAGUGUCAGAACAUUACAUACUAGCUUGUGCAAAAAGAAAACUUGGGCAAAGAGUUGGGGCAUUUCUGGAGAGAUUAAUAAUAUGAGAUUCAGUUUCCCCAAUUCUUUAUUCCUAUGUGUUGGCAUGGGGGCAUCAUGGGUUGAAUCCUGACUAAGUCAGUCCCUAAUCUUACUCUGCAGCAACAUUAAGAGGAUAAAAUGAAAGGCUCAAGUGUGUUGCCUUACCUUGGAAAGUUGGUGGACAAAAUACUAAAUAAUUCUGCAAAAAUGUUGCAAUAAUUGGUAACAAUUUCCAAGUGGGAAAAGGUAUGACAAAAAAAUAGAUUAAUGUAAGUGGUGAUCUGCUCAUUCAGAGUCUGCAAUAAAAAGAUCCUGUUUCAGUUAA
Molecule: messenger RNA, 1658 nt
Organism: Rhineura floridana
Lineage: Eukaryota; Metazoa; Chordata; Lepidosauria; Squamata; Rhineuridae
Gene: RBIS
Product: ribosomal biogenesis factor
Exons: 5
Coding region: 174-473 (99 amino acids)
Biological process (GO): ribosome biogenesis
Cellular component (GO): nucleolus
Source: RefSeq, a predicted model, not a curated record